UAUUUUCAUCUCUCUUCUUCUUCAGCAGCACACGUGCUAGCUGCUUGCGCUUUGUUUUUUUCGCAAAUUAUUCGUCGUAAUUUGCGAAAAUGCGCAUUGAAACGUGUUAUUUUUGCUCCAGCAAAAUAUACCCUGGCCACGGGGUGAAUUUCGUGCGAAAUGACUGCAAGAUCUUCAAAUUCUGUCGGGGCAAGUGCCACAAGGCCUUCAAGCGGAAGAAGAAUCCCCGCAAGGUCGGCUGGACGAAGGCGCACCGCAAGGCCGCCGGCAAGGAGCUGGCCAUCGAUCCCAGCUUCGAGUUCGAGAAGCGCCGCAACGUGCCCAUCAAGUACAGCCGCGAGACCUGGCAGAAGGCGUUGGAGGCCAUCAAGCGGGUGACGGAGAUCAAGGAGAAGCGCACCACCCACUUCGUCAUGGACCGCCUGCGCAAGGGUCGCGAGAUCGAGAUCCAGAUGGACGUCAAGGAUGUGCAGCGCAACAUGUCGCUCAUCCGCUCCCCGGCCGCCGGUCUCAAGGAGCGCCGCGCCAAGGAGGCGGCGGAGGAGGCUGCCCUUAUGGAGGAGGACCUGCCCGAGGAGAAGAUCACCUACGUGGAUGCACGCGAGCUCGAGAAGAAGCUCGAGGAGGGAAUGGGAAUCGAGGAUCUAGAGAUGUUAGAAGCCUAAGGACAAGUACGCUGAUUUUUGAUAGGUUUAAGUUGCUGCUAAAAAAUACACUAAAUAAAAACCCCGUGGUACAUAAA
This is a messenger RNA of Drosophila elegans, 742 nucleotides long. RefSeq names its product probable ribosome biogenesis protein RLP24 (gene RpL24-like). NCBI's taxonomy places the organism in Eukaryota, Metazoa, Arthropoda, Insecta, Diptera, Drosophilidae. The transcript is spliced from 2 exons. The record is from RefSeq and is a predicted model, not a curated record. The coding region runs from base 90 to 665 and encodes 191 amino acids. Gene Ontology annotation, cellular component: nucleolus. Gene Ontology annotation, biological process: ribosomal large subunit biogenesis.